Molecule: messenger RNA, 2934 nt
Organism: Strongylocentrotus purpuratus (purple sea urchin)
Lineage: Eukaryota; Metazoa; Echinodermata; Echinoidea; Camarodonta; Strongylocentrotidae
Exons: 18
Coding region: 160-2934 (924 amino acids)
Molecular function (GO): DNA-binding transcription factor activity; zinc ion binding
Source: RefSeq, a predicted model, not a curated record
GAACCGUUCCUGGUAUAUUAUACUUAACUCAGGGGCAGAUUGUUACAGAUUCGUAAAAAAGUUCCUCUGCCUUUCCAUAGAGGUAAUACAUAGGGAUUUUAAAUGAGUAUAUUUAUAUAAUGUUUGGUUCACAUGUUUUAGGAGGAUCACCCCGUGCCAAUGAAGAGGGCUUACAAGAAGCGUCAACCGUCUCGUAAAAAAGGUUGCUCUGCGAAGCUGAUUAUCAAAGAGGUGGUUUUGUGUACAGGAUUCAAGAUGGAGAGAAACACAGACUACGAGAGAAAAUUAAUAAGCAAAAGCAUUCAUGCCUGUCUCGAUAAACAGCAGGAACUUCAGAAGGAAACAAGGGUUUACAUAAAGUUUCCUGAAGAAGAGAAGCAUCGAUCAGUCCACAAGCUGGGAAAGCUGACAGGGCUUCUCAGACCACUGAGUAAGGACGUUUCUGCAAAGAUCAAUCAGUUGGUGGGUCUCGGCGUUGGUAGAGUGGGUGAGAUGAGGAGACAUUUACGGAUUUUCGUCGAAAACGAAUUGUUUCCCGACCCAAGUAAUAGGCCUUCAACCUGGGAUACAGGGUAUUUCCCAAGUGACGAAUGCAUUGCACAGCACAUCUACUCAGCUAAGAUGAGCAUGAGAUAUUCAAAGGUAGAUCAAGACAACCUUCAGAAGCAGGUGGAAGAAUGGCAAUUUCAAAAUCCAGAAGACAGAUUUUUCAUCCAACUGCCGACAAAGCCACCACAAGAGGGAAGCUUUGUAAUCGAAGACGACGAAGUCCUGCCUUCAUCCUCGUCCCCUGAUGAGUUCUUCUUUUGCCACCAGACAAAAUUUCAGAGGCAUCUUCUCUCUAGAUAUGGCAAUGAAAUGACAUUUUUAGAUGCCACCUACAAAACAUCUCACUACGCACUCCCGCUGUUCUUCGUCGCAGUCAAAACAAACGUGGGGUAUAGUGUAGUUGCACAGUUUGUCGUGCAAUCAGAAACACGUGAAGUCAUCGUGAAAGGUCUGAAGAUGAUCAGCGAAUGGAUGGCAGAAGAUCAACUUAAAUGGGAGCCUUCAGCCUUCAUGACCGAUUUCUCAGAGAGGGAAAUCUAUGCGAUAGAGGAAGUGUUUCCUGCCGCGAAAGUUUUCCUGUGCGAUUUCCACCGGGAACAAGCCUGGGUUCGAUGGAUACGGAAGAAGGACAACGGAGUAGGAUCAGCAGAGGAGAAUGUCUUGUCUCUCCUGCGAAACUGCGCACACGUACUAUCUCGUGAGGAUCUGGACAAAGCAGUUACGAAACUGAAAAGCUCAACUCCCUGGACGGAGAACCCCAAACUACGGCGUUGGUUUGACACAACAUGGCUUCCACACGUAGAGCGCUGGUCCUGGUCAUACCGAACAGACGGUCUUCCAGCCUUCACUAACAACGGACUAGAAAGACAAAACAGAGUAUUCAAGGAGAAGUUCUUGAACGCAAAAGGAGACUUCUCAUUGUCUGGCAUGACAGCAGCUCUUAUCAUCGACUUUAUACCAAGUGCAAUGAGACGGUACAUCAUGGCCAACGUGAAGGCGGACGCGGCCUAUGGACGCUCAUACAACGAUGGCAUUCCGCCAUUCUUGUGGAACAGGCCUCCUGCCUUCGUUCAACAUUGCAUGGCUAGAAUAGAAAAGGCAGAAGUGCUCGAGAGAAAGGAUAUUCAGCUAGUUGAAGAUGACAUUUUUCAUGUCAAAAGUGAAACCUGUGGAGGUCACAGACCAUACAGGGUGUCACUUUCUUCCGGCGGAAUGGCGCACUGUGAGUGUCGGGACUGGCAAAGGGCGAAUCUCCCAUGCAAACAUAUGUUUGCCAUAAUCACUCAUGUUGAUGGGUAUGCAUGGGAGAGUUUGCCCGAUAAAUAUCGCCAGUCACCCUAUUUCACAUUGGAUGAUGAUGUAGACAGCUUUGUCUACAAAACCGAUGCCAAUGAACCUUUACUUGAUAUCGAGGAAGUAGGUGAUGAAGGGGACACUCCUAAUUACAUUCCUCUGCCAACGAGGAAAUCGAAGCUGCAAGCAGCUGCAGUCAUGUGCAGGGAAAAGCUGCAACUGCUGAGCAGCUUUACCUUCCUCUGUAAGGACGAGGAAGUCCUUGAAGAGCUUAAACAGAAGACCGAAGAUGCUCUCACGUUCAUGCGAAUUAACGUUCCCGUGGACGAGGGACUGCCUCUCCUUAACUCCAAACAGGGCCAAUCAAACGUGCGUCAAUCUAUACGGGGAUCUAUACACAAGAAAAUUCCCAAGAGGAGAAAACGACCCGGGAGACGACAAAAGAAAAAUAACGACAGUCCUCUUGUCAGUGGAGUGCCUCGCUUGAAGCCGGAUGUGCACAGAAAGAGGGAUACCGGAGAAUCGCCCAUCCACGCUGGUGCUGAUUCAAAGAAGGCUAGUAACGAAGCUGACAAACAAGUAGCACCUACCACCAACGAGCCUGAUCUGGAGCAAAAUGUGCAGCACGGAAAGAGAGAUAAUGAGAAACCACCCACCCUCGCUGAGCCUGAUCUGGAGCAAAAUGUGCAGCACGGAAAGAGAGAUAAUGAGAAACCACCCACCCUCGCUGAGCCUGAUCUGGAGCAAAAUGUGCAGCACGGAAAGAGAGAUAAUGAGAAACCACCCACCCUCGCUGAGCCUGAUCUGGAGCAAAAUGUGCAGCACGGAAAGAGAGAUAAUGAGAAAGCACCCACCCUCGCUGAGCCUGAUCUGGAGCAAAAUGUGCAGCACGGAAAGAGAGAUAAUGAGAAACCACCCACCCUCGCUGAGCCUGAACUGGAGCAAAAUGUGCAGCACGGAAAGAGAGAUAAUGAGAAACCACCCACCCUCGCUGUUGCGUCGAGUCACGAACACCUCAAAGUCGCUUCUGAUGACUCUCUCGGAUUACAUGCCCAAACCUCAAUACUGAAGACGCAUAAAUUCUGUAAGUAA